UGGGAUUUGGCAUUAUGUGGUUGCGCGAGGAGAAGGGCUAUUUGGGGAGAGAGAGAGAGAGAGAGAGAGGGCAUUGAUUUCAGGCCCGAGUGUGCGUACAAAUUAACGCGAUGGCGUAGGGGUGCUUUAGGAGGGGGUUCUUUUCCAAGCUUUUCCGGGUUUUGGGAGAUUCCCGAUGGCACAGCCGAAUUUGGCCUUCGUAUAAUUUCGAGGCAGGAUUUGACUGGGUCACGCGGAGGAGGAUUCGCUCUCUCUCUUCGCUUCUUAAUCUGUCUUAGACAACCCUCUCGGAGAAUUAUCUUCGCUUUUUCGUGCUACUUGAGGUGUCUUGUUUGCGGAGCGGCGGAGCUUAGUUAUUUUCAUGCUCUCAUUAAGUACUCGCUGAAUUUCUCUCAGUUGAGUAGUCGGCGCGGGUGUUGGUUGAGUAUGCUUUUGGAGACUUCUGAGCUUUUUUUUGUCUCAUCGAUGUAACCUCAAAAGGGUCCUGUAAGAAGUCUACAGUACACGUCUCGGCUUUACACUCCCAGUUGGGUCACAGAAUGAUUUGGUCCUUUCGCUUUUUUCAUGCGCUUUGCUAACUGAUCAUCUCGUCUGCUGGGGACAACGCCCUGUUCUGAGCACCUGCUGGGAACAAGAGGCGCUGGGAGAAUUAUGCGAACGACGCUGUCCUGCUACGGAAUUCUGGAUUAUUACAGGGACUUUACUUGGUGAGAGUGUUGCUAGAAUUUUAAAUCUAUUUCGAUAACUUGAGCUGGUGUGAGACAUUUUCUUGAGGUAUUGUGAGAGGAAGAGGUGGAAGGAAGCAUGGGCUCAUGAGAAUUUUAGUGUAGCUCGUGGAGAUCUUGUUGAGAAAUAAAUUGGAUUGAGAGACACGCGGUUCAAAACCCCUGCAACUUUCAUGCAGGAUUGGUGAAUUUUUCAAUUCAGAACUAUGCCUCCGCAUGCGACGGGUAAUUUUGUAGAAAUGCCGAGGAAAUUGACGAAGAGCACCCCACCAACUACGCCGCCAAGUGAGGACGCAGAGCUACAGAGCACAAGCAAGAGACUCUCUCGGAAUUCAACCCGAAUCAGCUCCUCAAAAAUCAUGCCCAAGGAGCCUUCUCCUAAGCAAGCAUCGGUUGAGAAGGCCAAGAAGUCCAAGUCCGGCGAAGCGACUCCCACCAAGGAGCCACUCAAGUCGUGCCUGAAGAAGCCGUCCGAUGGAAACGCUUCGCAACUUUCGUAUCGCAGCGAGUGCACACAAAUGUCGAUGCGCAGCGAGUUCACCGACAGCGUGUUCGAGCACAGUGGCUCGCUCAAGGGUGUUCAUUACGAAAUUGCGAAGGACGGCCUCGAAUUGGCUCAUCGACAGCUAGAGAUUGCGGCGAAGUGGUCCCAUGAGGACGAGAACGCUGAGCAACUCCAGGGUCCGGACACAACGCCCACCGCCGUCCCUCGGUGUUCGCCCCGGGGGUUUCCGGUGGAGUUCAUCGAGGCAUUUGCUCGCGACGAGGAGUCGGUCGCAGACAGCCCUUACAUGGGUCCCUACCUUCUGAAGCUUGCGAAAUUCUUCGAUUCGGGAGACAAUACUGCGAAAGCCCUGGAGUAUUGUAUCCGCGCUGUGAAAUUCUACGAACGGCAUGCGCAACGGGAGAAUAUACUUAACCUCGUCCUCAGCCUGCACAUCCUGGCCACCCUGCAUUGCCAUCUCAAACAGUACGAGUGCGCCAUUGCGCAACUUGAGCGCUCCCUUACCCUCCCCUAUCUCGAAGGCGGAGGGGAAGAGCACGCUCUUGCGGCUUUCAGCGGCCACAUGCAGCUUGGCGACACCUUGUACAUGGUUGGGAAGUUAUCCUCAAGCCUGAAACACUACCACCAAGCUCUCGACAUUCAGAAGUCUAAUCUUGGGGAAUUCGAUCCCCGCGUUGCGGAGACUUGUAUUUACGUCGCUGAAGUGCACAUCCAGGCAUUGGAGUUUGCCGAAGCCAAGGAGCUCUGUGAGCACUCGUUACUCAUCCAUACGAAGCACUGUGAGUCAGGAGCAGUGGAGGAAGCCGCUGACCACCGGCUCUUGGCGAUCAUCCUCAGCGCGCAGGGAGAACACAGCAAAGCCUUGGAAUCACUAGUUUAUGCAAAUGACAUCUUCGUGAAAUUUGACCACGAGCUGGACGUUGCUACCGGGAACCAGAGCAUAGGGGACGAGCUUGUCGCCCUCGGCCGAGACUCCGAGGCCUUCGAAUGCUACGGCAAAUGCGUCAACGACUUCAAGAUACUGCAAGGCGAUCAGAACGCCCUUGUGGCAUCAACUUAUACAAGCCUCGCGGAUCUGUACAUGCAGACAAACAAACCCAAAGAAGCGAAGGUCCACUGCCAGCUCGCUCUUCAAAUCCUUGCCAAACAAGGAGUGGGUCACACUCCUGACGAUGUGGCUUACGGGUUGGUGAACAUCGCAAGCAUUCUUGAGCAGCUGAACGAGAAAGAAACGGCGCUUAUUCUCCUGCAGCGGGCGUACAACAUCCAAGACAAAUUGCCAGGUCAGCAAGCCACCGUUGCAGGACUAGAAGUCCAAAUCGGGAUCCUUCAGAACAUGCUACACCAGUUCAAGCCUGCCUUGGAAUCGUUUCAAAGUGCUUUAGCGAAAAUGAAGGCCGGGACUUUGGGAAACUCCCCUCUGAUAGGAUUAGUGAUGAACCAAGUGGCCAUUACCUCCAUAGAACUAGGCAAUAUCCCGCAAGCAGCUCGAUUCUUCGAGGAUGCGAAGGCCGUGAUGGACAUUACUGCUGGUCCGCAGCAUCUGGAUACUCUGGACGUAUGGAGUAAUCUUGCUUGCACUUACAUCACCCUUGGACGAUCGGAAGAAGCUCGGGAGCUUCUAGAGGAGGUGGUGAGAGUGAAGGAGGAGAAGUUGGGAGCGGUGCAUCCAGAUGUUAUCGAGGACAGGGCGCGGCUCCAAGCAUCACUGGUGGAGUCGGGGCAGUCGACAACGUACAAGAGGUCGCGCAAGCUUGUGGAAAUGCUAUCGUCUGCAAGGAAAGCUUUCCAUUCAAACCACUAGAGGAGCUUUGUGUAAAGUAGGUGGAGAGUAGUGUACAGUAGAAAAUGUGUUGAUAAGUUGAACUUGUAGGCGCAUCAAACUUGUACAUAGAUCUGAUACAUUAACUCGACGAGGGGGUUGAGAUGAUGGUAGCCUGGUGUGGAAGUGAUUGAGAAACACAAGCCAGAAUUUUGAGUCUGCAAAAUCAGCCACUGUUAGUUCCUACUUUUGAGUGGAAAUGUAACGAGCUUCAACUUUGAGUGGAAAUUCACGAAUUUUCUUUUUGUUGGUCAA
Physcomitrium patens is the source of this 3307-nucleotide messenger RNA. Its product is annotated as protein KINESIN LIGHT CHAIN-RELATED 3. NCBI's taxonomy places the organism in Eukaryota, Viridiplantae, Streptophyta, Bryopsida, Funariales, Funariaceae. Gene Ontology annotation, molecular function: protein binding. The record is from RefSeq and is a predicted model, not a curated record.